AUGGAGCAACCACCAUAUACCGGAGACGACUUCAACGCCUCCACCGCCGCUGAGGUUCAACCGAAGUACGAUCCGAAGGGAGGCGGCUCACGGCAUCCCAUCUACCGGGGUGUCCGUAAGAGGCGUUGGGGCAAAUGGGUGUCCGAGAUUCGGGAGCCGCGCAAGAAGUCACGCAUUUGGCUCGGCUCGUUUCCAGUGCCGGAAAUGGCCGCUAAGGCCUACGACGUAGCGGCGCUUUGCUUGCAAGGACGUAAAGCGCGGCUCAACUUCCCCGACGAAGUGGAUGAUUUGCCUAUACCCUCGACGUGCACGGCUCGAGAUAUUCAAGCCGCAGCGGCGAAGGCUGCUCAUUUGCCCGCUUCGGCGAAUAAAAUUCAAGAAGAAUCGUCCGAGGACGGGGACGAUUUCUGGGAGGAAAUAGAACUGCCGGAGUUGAUGAACAGCGGAUGCCGGUGGGCGUUCGCCGACGACUAGUUGUGGCUAGACGGAGAAGCUCAACCACAGCAACACUUCUUGACAUGUCUGUAA
Messenger RNA from Hibiscus syriacus, 528 nucleotides. Its product is annotated as ethylene-responsive transcription factor ERF023-like. Bases 1 to 474 code for a protein of 157 amino acids. Gene Ontology annotation, biological process: regulation of DNA-templated transcription. Gene Ontology annotation, molecular function: DNA-binding transcription factor activity; DNA binding. The record is from RefSeq and is a predicted model, not a curated record. Lineage: Eukaryota; Viridiplantae; Streptophyta; Magnoliopsida; Malvales; Malvaceae. The transcript has a single exon.